Messenger RNA from Polistes canadensis, 2899 nucleotides. Its product is annotated as gamma-tubulin complex component 2-like. Gene Ontology annotation, biological process: microtubule nucleation; spindle assembly; meiotic cell cycle. Gene Ontology annotation, cellular component: equatorial microtubule organizing center; spindle pole; centrosome. Gene Ontology annotation, molecular function: microtubule minus-end binding; gamma-tubulin binding. The coding region runs from base 190 to 2718 and encodes 842 amino acids. The transcript is spliced from 16 exons. The record is from RefSeq and is a predicted model, not a curated record. NCBI's taxonomy places the organism in Eukaryota, Metazoa, Arthropoda, Insecta, Hymenoptera, Vespidae.
UCUAUUCAUGCGCAAUGAUGCAUUGUAGAUGUAUGUAUUUCUAAGUGAAUACAAACAAAUAACUGAUAUUUAAAAUGACGUCUUUUGUGAAGAUUGAUUUUAAAUUCUUUAUAUAAACGUAAAAGUAAUUCUUCUAAUUUUAUAAGAUACAUAUGAUAAUAGUUUUAAAUAAAUUAUUAAUGUGUAGCAAUGAGUGAGUUUAAAGUGCAUCACUUAAUAGUGGAAUUAAUCGGUUUAUUAGGGUCCACAGCUGCACCAGAAAAGUUUGUAGAAAAAUUACAAAAAGAAAGUACUACUACCACAGGUGCCUUAAAUGUUAUUGCCUCACAGAGUUGUGUUCGUCGUUUAACUAAGGCUUCACCAUUUCCAGAAUUGUUCUUACAAAAAUAUGAAGAACUUAAAUCUAAAAAGACGGAUUUAUUAGGCCCAUUUAUGCAACUUUUGGAAUACAUAUCUGAGGAUAAAGAAUUAAAAACUUGUUUGGCAAAACAUGGAACUGCAUCAUCAAUCACUACGCCCAAAAUUUCUCCUAUUACGAAAGAAGACUUACCACAGAUUUGUAAAAAUGUAAUAAAAGCUGCUGUUGAAGGAGAAAGAAAAUUGAAUAAGCAAGUUGUUUCAGUUGCUAAAAAAAGUGAUGCCGCCUUAAAACAUAAUUGGAUAACAGAGAGGCCUCGUAUGUCUUGGGACUUUCAUAUCGAAGGAAACACAGGACCAUGUCAAAAAGUCGUACCAAUUGUAUCUCAAGAGUCCAUACUCCUGUGGGAUGUUUUAUAUUGUUUGAAAGGUAUAGAUGGAACUUACAUUAUUUCCGAACCUUUACCAAAUCCUUAUGGUGUCAGAACAUUCAGCAUAUCGUCUGAUGUUGGAAUAUCAUUCAAACAAUUGGUUCAACAAAUACUUCCCUUGGCAUCUUAUUACUCGAUGACAAUUAGAUUCGUUGAAGAAAAAGUUUCAUCGGAGGAUGGACAAGUUAAUCAUGCCUUAAGGGGAGCUAUAAGAUGUUUAUUAAAAGACUAUUUGUUAUUUAUUGUACAAUUGGAAAUGGAACACGUUCGCAACAAACUCAAUUUGCAGAAAUUAUGGUUCUAUAUUCAACCUACUAUGUCCACUAUGUCUAUACUAUCACAAAUUACAUCCACAAUAUGCAAGGCAAAUACUCGAGGUGGAAAAGUAUUAAGUCUUCUUCAUGAACAAGCAAAUAAUAUCAGUGGUGAAGCGAAAUCCAAAGAAUUAUGUUUAUUUUUAAUCCAUGCAGCUAGUGUUCCUUAUAUGCAAAUAUUGGAAAAAUGGGUUUACAAAGGUGUAAUUCGUGAUCCAUAUGAAGAAUUUCUUGUAGAAGAUAAUGAGCUUAUUCAACGAGAAGAACUUCCUAUAGAUUAUUCAGCUGAUUAUUGGGAAAAGAGGUACUCCAUGAGACCAGAAAGAAUUCCUAUAUUCUUAAGCGAUCAUGCUCAAACAAUUCUUAGAACUGGAAAAUAUUUUAAUGUAAUUAGACAAUGCGGAAAAACAAUAAAGUGGGGUAAGCAAGAACCUUUUACUUAUCAGCAUAAAGGACAACAAUAUAUUGCUGCGAUAGAUAGAGCAUAUUCAGAAGCAGCAAAAACUUUAUUAGAAGUCUUAAUGGAAGAAAAUGAUCUAAUGGGUAGACUACGUAGCGUGAAAAGUUAUUUCCUUUUAGCUCAAGGAGAUUUUGUGGUCCAAUUUAUGAAUUUAUGUGAGGCUGAAUUGAACAAAAAUAUGUAUGAUAUUGUUCUUCAUCGUAUAGCAUCCCUUCUUGAAGUUGCUUUGCGUAUGUCUACUGCUGAUUUAGAUCCGUAUAAAGACGAUUUAAAGCCAGAGCUUCUUCCUUAUGAUCUUCAGUUUCAAAUGUUUAGAAUACUUUCUAUACAAACACGAGAAGAAAAAGAAUAUUGUCUUCAAGCAGAAAAAACAUUAACUGGGUUAGAAGCAUUUGUAUUCAAUUAUGAAGUUAAAUGGCCUGUUUCAUUAAUUAUAAACAGGAAAGCAAUUGCCUGUUAUCAAAUGUUAUUUAGACAUUUGUUACAUUGCAAAUAUAUUGAAAGAAUACUAUGUAGAGUAUGGAUCAGCAAUAAAAUAGCAAAAACCUUCACACAUGAAGUAGCUAUGGCAUAUAGGCAGUCAUUUUCAUUAAGACAGAGAAUGUUAGAUUGUAUUCAACAUUUGGAGUAUUAUAUGAUGAUCGAAGUUAUAGAACCAAAUUGGUUAACAUUCAUAAAUAAAAUGAGCAAAGUAUGUAAUGUUGAUGAAGUUCUCAGUGUCCAUCAAGAUUUACAAGAUAGUUAUUUAAAAGAGUGUAUGCUAACAGAUCCUGAUCUUCUUGGUUGUAUUACUGGAAUUUGUGCAACUUGCAUUGAAUUUUGCAACUUCAUGCAGCGUAUGAGCCGUUACUACAUAGACGCUGAAUUGACUUCCAUGAUUGGUACCAAUCAAGACGAUGUCUAUGAAUCUGAGAUGGAAGAUGGUUCAACGUCAAAAACUUGUACACCAAGCUUUGAAGAAACUAUUCUUUCAUUGGACAACAAAUUUACAGAAGCGUUAAUGCGUUUAUUAGAUAGAAUUUGUGAUUUAGGUUGUGAUAAUAAUAAUGAAAAACUGCUUAAUGUUCUUUGCCGGCUGGAUUUCAAUUUGUUUUAUACCAAAAUUUUGGUCCAACGAGGAAAAGAUAAAACGGUCAUGCAAGAUGUUUCUGGAUAGGUUGAUCGUUAUUUUCACAAAAAUUGUUUGAAAAGGUAUUCAAUAUUAUUUUAUAAAAAUAAUUAAUAUUUUAUAAAAAAUGAAAAUGCUAAAAAACAAUACUUUUCUAAUACAAUAUUUGUAUGAUGAACAAAUCGUACUGUAUAUAUAUCUAAUAAAAAAACAUUUUUUCUAUUUUUAA